CUUACCAUAAAUAUAAAACUAACAACUCGACACUUAUAUAUCAAUAUUUGUUUACUUCUUAAAUAUUAAAGUAAUACUCUAUAGUUUUAGUUUUAUGUAUAAUAAUUUAUUGGUUUAUUUAUUUACGUGUUAAUAUUUAAAUACUGUGAAUACGGUCUUUAAAAUUAUCUUAUGUACUUUAGUAUUAACGUACGAGAAAAUUUUUCUUGAGCUAUGUCUGAAGUCGGAGUUGACGAUAAACCUUCAAAAAAAUUGAAACAAGCUUGCCUUCCGUUUAAGCAAGUUAAUUCACCAGGAGAUGAUUCUAAUUCAAAAUGUCGAAAACGUAAACUCAGUGGGACUGAGAAUGACGAGACUAGAGUUGAAAACCCUAAAGUUGAGUUACUUAAUGGAGGCACUAAAUGUUUUAUUAAAUCAGAUGAAAAUGAUGAAAAAGAAUCCGAGAAACAACCUAAAGAAAUUGUCAUAGUUGAUGAUAGUAGUUCAAGUGAAAAAAGUUAUGUCAAUUGUAAUGAGGUGAUUGAAGUAAAAGAUUCUUUAGAAUCAACAAAGAAUUAUGUUAUUAUAGAUGAAGAAAAUGAAAAAAUUUCAGACUUAAAGAGUCCAGAUAGUUAUCAAAAAAAUAAAUCAUUGAACAUAACACCUGAGAGUUCUAAGACAACAGUAACAACACCAGGUUCAAAAAAAUUGACACCCAAACAGUUAGCCAAAAAAUUAGAAUCUACAAAAAAACAGGAAGAACGUCUUAAAUUAAAAGAAGAAAAAGAAAGAGCCCGUGAAGAGAAACUUAAAGAACAACAAGAAAAAUUACGUCUUAAGCAAUGGGAGAAAGAACAAAAAAAACAAGCUGAGGCCGAAGCUAAAAGACAAAGAGAUCUAGAAAAGGAAAAUGAAAAAAAGCAAAAAGAAGAAGAAAAAAAAGCUAAAGAACUAGAAAAAAAAAAAAAAGAAGAAGAAAGAAAAGCUAAAGAAUUAGAAAAAGAAAGAGAAAAAAAACAAAAAGAAGAUGAAAGAAAAGCGAAAGAAUUAGAAAAGGAAGAAAAAUUGCUUAAGGAAAAAAUGGAAAAAGAAAAAAGUGAAAAAGUUAAAGCAGCAUUUGUUGGAUUUUUCAAACCUAAAAACUCAAAUUCUAGUAGCAUAAAAAAAGAGUUUGAAAAUAGUGUUCAAGAUGAAAAUUAUUAUUUUAUGCCUUUUCAAACUAAACCAGAUAUGAGAAUCGCUCCUACAUGCAGAAGUGUUAUAGAUGCUAAAAGAAAACAAGCUUUAGAUAAAUAUCUUAGUCAAUCAGAAAAUUUAUCCGAAAAGUUAUACUUGCAACUGUUAAAAAAUGGAAACUAUAUAUCAUGUAAGUCUGAAUCUACUUGGCCAUAUUCAAGUGAAAAUGAUGCAGAUGUUGUUAUAAUUGAAACUGGUGAAAACCAAGAGGCAGAAAUAAAUUCUGUUGAAUUGACAAAAAAUGCUAAAUCUCGGUUUCGAUGGAAAUUAUUGCAGUUUACUGAAAAUAAAAGACCACCCUAUUGGGGUACAUGGAGAAAAAAAAGUCUUUAUGUAAAACCAAGAAAACCUUUCUCUUGUGAUAAAAUUAUGUUUGAUUAUGAAGUAGACUCUGAUGAUGAGUGGGAAGAAGAAGACCCCGGUGAAAGUUUACAUGGUUCUGAUGAUGAAAAAGAAUCUGAAGAUGAUUAUGAAGUGGAUAAUGACUUAUUUGUGCCUCAUGGUUAUUUAAGUGAUGAAGAGGGUCAAGACAAUGAUGAUACUACUGAAGAAGCGCAACAAGAGAAAUUAAAAAUGCUUGGUAAAGAAUUUGAAGCUGAAAUUAAAAAAAAAACUGAACGUAUUAAGCCACGUUUAGUUGGAUGUGUGUGGAUUCCGAAUAAUGUAACAAAUCCAGAAAAUGUAAGUAAAUCUGUUGCUGAUACUUUAUUGAAGUAUCGUAGUGUUUGGGGUGACGAAGAACCUAUUAUAACAAGAGCUCCUAUAGUAGAAGAUUCUCCAAAACAUUUAAAUACAAGUUCUGAGGUUAAGAAAAAAAUGUUACUUCCUGAUUCAAUCAUUCCUAACUUAAUAAAACAUGUUCAUGGAAACAGUAUUGGUUUAAAACUACUUGCUAAUCAAUUUAUGGAAGAGCUCUCAAAAACUCAGACUGAUAUUGAUGAAAAUUUUAUUAGCAUUCCUAUAAUUCGACGAUCUAUAAAAGAAAUUGCUAAAAAAUCUAGUAAUUCCGGUCCAUGGAAUAUUACGAAAGAAUAUUUUGAUAAGUAUGGACUUGAAUACUCUGAAGUACUGAAUAAAACAAUUUACAGUGAAACACCUAAAUCAUCUACUAAGUCUACAACAAAAUCUAUUCUCAAGAUAACUAGUUUUAUGACUUCUCAAACGGAAAAACAAUGUUUGAAUUCUUCUGAAAAGCCUAAAGAAAAAUUAGAUGAUGAUAAUAUAAUUGAGAAUAAAGAAAAGUUUUGUCCAAAAAAUCUAUUCAGUUCAAAAUUAACUUCAAAAUCACCAGUCAUUGAUUUAAAGAAAGAAGAACAAAAAAUUAAUAUAGUAGGAGGUAAAAAAAGGAUUACCCCAAUUCUAUUAUCUCCAAAAAAACGAUUUAAUACACAUGUGAAUAAAAAAAGAUCUCUGAGCCCUAUUCAAACAAUAACUAUUGAUGAUUCAUCAAAUUCAGAUGUUGGUAUAGUUGUUGAGAAUAGUUAAUCAAAUUUGAUCUGGGCUUUUUUAUGAGGAAUUGUUAAUACAUUCUAUUUUUAUAUAAAUUAAAUUAUUCUAUAAUUUUAAUAUUUUAUUAAAAAAAGUUCUUUUAAUUUUUUUUAAUAUUACUGGAAUUAAAACAUGUAAAUAGAUGGUUAUAAUGUAUGUUUUUAAGAUUUUAUAUGAACAAUAAAAUGUUUUGUGUAUCCUUAUUA
Messenger RNA from Daktulosphaira vitifoliae (grape phylloxera), 2909 nucleotides. Its product is annotated as chromatin assembly factor 1 subunit A-B-like. NCBI's taxonomy places the organism in Eukaryota, Metazoa, Arthropoda, Insecta, Hemiptera, Phylloxeridae. The record is from RefSeq and is a predicted model, not a curated record. Gene Ontology annotation, cellular component: CAF-1 complex; nucleus. Gene Ontology annotation, biological process: nucleosome assembly. The transcript is spliced from 12 exons. Bases 214 to 2700 code for a protein of 828 amino acids.